GUUGUUCUCUAGCCUCAUGUCACCCAGGGAUACUUCCUUUUUACGGGGUCGGCUGAUAGGUUCGCUGCUAUUAGGAUAUAUAAGUCUUACUUUCUAAGCAUGUACUUUGGCAGUUGUAUCACGUUGCUUAGGAGAUUUGCUUCUGGCAACCAUUUCGGUCCCGCAUAGCGACGUCGUCAACAAUGACAUUGUGGUAUGAGAUAAGACGUCCGCACAUUUUCUCAAUGAUGGUUGCCAGCGCAUAAUAGGACAUUAUAUCAAUAUCAUACAAAGUUAAGCCAUAUGAUUCAAAGUCUUAACUACGCAAGGUAUUAAAGAGAUGAAAUACUAAACAGACGACAUUAUACAAGGACGAGAGGGUACGAGCAACGGAAAAUAAGCCCCAUACGACAUCUCGGGCUAUUUUAAAGCCACGGGACGAUCCCGGGUUUGAUCGUCCCGUCUUUCUCCAUUAAGCAAUCACUUGACCUACAAGUCUUUUUCUCGAAACGAUACUGGUUAAGCCAUCUCUUGUUCAACAACCGUGCUGUUCGCAGCCGUAUUCCGGAAAUCCCCUCUUGGUUUAAGCCAAUUUGGACAAUGGAUACCCAUACGUCACCAUGCUCAUGCUCAUGCACCACUCAUCUCACGAGACGCAGAAGUAUGCUGCGCAAGAUUCUGGCGUUACGAAAACCAACCAUAAAGCGAACUCGAUCCGGAAGAUGCUCAGAAUGUAAGACAGCACCGCAUCGUGAAGGCCAAGUCAUAGAUCAGCUUCCGAAGGACGUUGAACAACUCGCGGGAAGAACACAUCCUCGGCAAGAUGUGAGAGGAUACGAUGCCGGUGACAUAGCGUGCCGCCUCGCGGUUAUUUCGAUGGUAGCUAGGUUUACCAAUGGCUUGGAGCAUGAAGAAGAGGUCGAUCUUUCUGAGAGGGUCUAUACCCAGCUCAAGAUGGAGGGCAGCCCGUUGGUCGAUAUGAGGUGGAUGGGCGGCUUGGAUGAUCUUCCAGAUUGGGUGUUUGAGCACCUCCAUACGGUUAUGAAGAAUCAACUCGGGUCGUCUUAUAACGGUUAUGACGAACCCAACGAGGAGUAAGUCUUCAUUUAGUUGAACCAUGAAUAUGGUAAGUACCCCUAGGUAGGUACGCCUUGUGUUCGUUGCCCAGUCAGGGUGAUGAUGUAGCAUUUAAGUAUUGAUUUAAGUGUUAAACAUAUUAAGUAUACCAUUGGC
Molecule: messenger RNA, 1212 nt
Organism: Daldinia vernicosa
Lineage: Eukaryota; Fungi; Ascomycota; Sordariomycetes; Xylariales; Hypoxylaceae
Exons: 2
Coding region: 580-1077 (165 amino acids)
Source: RefSeq, a predicted model, not a curated record